Messenger RNA from Budorcas taxicolor (takin), 2892 nucleotides. RefSeq names its product chromosome 15 C11orf58 homolog (gene C15H11orf58). The record is from RefSeq and is a predicted model, not a curated record. Bases 133 to 678 code for a protein of 181 amino acids. NCBI's taxonomy places the organism in Eukaryota, Metazoa, Chordata, Mammalia, Artiodactyla, Bovidae. The transcript has 5 exons.
AAGGCCCGAAGGGACUCUGCCUUGUGGAGUGGCGCUGCUGCUUGGGCCGGUGGCAGACUGCAGGCUGCUGGCGUCGCGGCUGAGGAGAACGGGCGAGUGGGUUCGACCUUUCCCGUUGUGGUGUCCGCAACGAUGAGUGCUGCCAGGGAGUCCCAUCCGCACGGGGUGAAGCGUUCAGCCUCCCCAGACGACGAUCUUGGAUCUAGCAAUUGGGAGGCAGCAGACUUAGGUAAUGAAGAAAGAAAACAGAAGUUCUUGAGACUUAUGGGAGCAGGAAAGAAAGAACAUACUGGUCGUCUUGUUAUAGGAGAUCACAAAUCCACAUCUCACUUCCGCACAGGGGAAGAAGACAAGAAAAUUAAUGAAGAACUGGAGUCUCAAUAUCAACAAAGUAUGGACAGUAAAUUAUCAGGAAGAUAUCGACGACACUGUGGACUUGGCUUCAGUGAGGUAGAUGAUCAUGAUGGAGAAGGUGAUGUGGCUGGAGAUGACGAUGAUGAUGAUUCACCUGAUCCUGAAAGUCCAGAUGACUCUGAAAGUGAUUCAGAGUCAGAGAAGGAAGAAUCUACUGAAGAGCUCCAAGCUGCUGAGCACCCUGAUGAAGUGGAGGAGUCCAAAAACAAAAAAGAUGCAAAAAGCAACUAUAAGAUGAUGUUUGUUAAAUCUAGUGGCUCAUAACUCCCAAACACUUAGUCUUUGUAUUAAAAGUAAGCCUUAUUGUUAUAAUGCACAGUGGAGGACUGCUUAUAGAGCACAGACCUUUGUAUUAUAAUUUUUAAAAAGGCCCUUUUAAAUAAUUACAAAGAGUGUUUGCUUUCAGAUGCCAUGGGUUACACUUUUAUGGGCGUGAUUAUAACCAUUUUUGUAAAGAGUAAGAGUUGUAUAAAAUAAGAAAUAAAUACAAUACUCAACUUCUUUUCAUGUUAGCAUCAUCAACAAUCUCUAAUAUCACCUUUUUACCCCUUCAGAUACAGUUAUGGGGGAAACAGUAUUUUUUUGUGUGGUAGCUGUUUAUCUUUUUUUGUUUCUUCAUGUUUUUCUUUUGUAAAUUUUUAUCUGGUACUGUGAUGUGUUCAUGGGAAAUAUUCUUUUAUUAUACUUUCUCAUAGUAGAACUAUUCAUCAUGGAUAUUUCUGCUGCCAAUAACAAUCUAAAUUAAUGCUGGCAAAAUAUUUGGAACUUAGUUUACUCUUACUGAUUCAGCUCUACUCUUUUGGACCAAAGCAACAUGAGAGCAAAUACUUUUCACACCUGUUAGGCUGGGGUUGCAGUUGUCAUAUAUUUGGAAUGUUAUGAUCCCAAGUAGUCUUUAUAUAAUUUGAAUGAUAUUGUAUGUUAGAUUUUUCUUUUAAUAUAAAAUUGGCCAAUUUUUACAGAAGAAAAUUUUUCUCUGAUCAUUUGGUCCUAUCUAUUUAGGAAUAUGUAAAAUGGAACUUUUUUUUUUUUUAAAGGUAAUAUGUGACCAAAGUUAAUUUCCUUCCUAAUGCUUAAAUAAAGAGAAAGCAGCUUCCCAUAUUUGGUUGUAAUACCUUUAUCCUCAUUAUCUAAAAAUGAGGAACAGGCUUAUUGAACAAGAAUCUGAAACCAAAUUCUCUUCACUUUAUCCCAGUGCUGUUAUCCUGAUUAUCUUACAAAAAGGAGUAUUGCUUUGAUUUUAUCACUACUUCUGUUGGAGUAAGAUUAGUAUCUGACUACUAUUAUGUGGUUAAUUUGUACAGCAGGUUAACACAAACUGCAUUAUGGGCUAGUCAAUGAUGUUUGAGUAAUUGGGUUCAAAAUCUUAAUGUUUCUAAGUGAUGUGUUCAAAGGCUUGAGUUAAAACUCUUUGUUUGCUGAACUGUUAUACGUCUAGAUGCUUAAGUAUGUUAAUGUGUUGGAUUUUUUUUUUUUUUUAGUCCCUGUGUCAUUUUGAAGUAUAGAAUGUGUUCGAGGAGUGUAGCAACUAGAACAGGUGAUUUUUGGAUUAUGCAGUCCAUCCUGAAAUUUUUUUUAGAUUUCACACCCCCAACAUUUUUUUUUCUUAUUUCUCACAUUGUUUUAUAAUAGGUGUUACCCUAUAUAGUAAAAUACUGAGUCAGUGGGUAGUAAACAGAAUGUACAACGUUUAACAAAUAGCAUUUGGUUUAAACAAGUUUGGCUUUGUUCAGAUUUCAGUUUGGCCAUUGAUUUUCAAAUAACUAGCCUGUAGGAUUGCUUAUUACAACUAAUUUAAGAAGUGAAAACUGAUUUAUGUUUAACAGUGUUAUAUUUUAAAAAGUAUUUUUCAUCAAUUUAUUUAAAUAUGCUGGGUUAUUAAUAAGCCUUGAUUCUUAUAUAAAUAGAAGAGCCUUGUUCUAAAAUAACUACCCUGGAGGACCUUUUUUCUUCAAGUAGAGAAAUUCUUACUCCAGUUCAUUUAUUAUUGGACAUUUAACAAAAUUCAGGGUCGGAAUAAAUUUAGGUCUGUUGGACCAUGUGGCCCAGUGGCCCAGCACCACAUUAAAUAUCAUGGCUGUCUUUUAAGCAUGAACAUUGGGUUUUUGUUUUUCUUUAUUAAAUUGUGGGGGAAGGGGAUUAAAGGAAGACAGAUACAAUGCCAUUUUGAUACCCUACUAAAGUACCAGGAGGGAAAACAAUCUGCUUUUGCGCAAUGAAAUAUGCUAUUGAGGUGAAAGUUGAGUGGCAACUUUUUCCUACUAUUGAUACUUUCUUACCUGAAAUAUACUUCUCCCAGGUGUUGAUUAUACUGAUGUUCCAGUGAUCUUUCUAUUGUAAAGGUUUCCAGGAACACAGAUUCCUGUGUGUAUUAAUAGGUAAAAGUCUUCUCAUAUCUGUAAUUUUUUAAACCUGGAAGAAUUCAAGGUAUAGAAAAAAGUCUGAUGUGAUUGUUGUUCUGAUUAAACAAUGGUUUGA